Molecule: messenger RNA, 453 nt
Organism: Naumovozyma castellii
Lineage: Eukaryota; Fungi; Ascomycota; Saccharomycetes; Saccharomycetales; Saccharomycetaceae
Gene: AIM29
Product: Aim29p
Exons: 1
Coding region: 1-453 (150 amino acids)
Source: RefSeq, a predicted model, not a curated record
AUGUCCACUACCAAUAUCGACUAUGAUUUAGAGGAACCUUUGACCUCCAAUGCAAGACCAUUGUCCAACGUUACCCUUACCAUAAGAGUUAUCAAAUCAUUCCCAUAUAGAAAUGUGAAGAAUUUGAUUCUUCAAGAUUACAAUUUGCAGACAAAGACAGGCUAUGAUUUAUUACAAGAUGUGUUACAACAUAUCAAGACGGAUGGAUCCUUUAGACCAUUCCGUAACGUUAACUUCGAUACAAUGAAAAUUUACACACAUGCUCAUGGGUCUAAGACUGUGAAUUUAGUUAUAAAUUUCGAUCACGAUGAUGACGAUUGGGUUCUUGACGUUCAAUCUAAGGAUGGGAAGAAGCUUUGUGAGUAUGACAUUGAAAAUGAAACUGAAAUUUCAUUAUAUAAUCAUGAUGAUUAUGUGGAAUUCAAGAAAAACCCAACUGAGAAAUGGUUAUGA